Aphidius gifuensis is the source of this 1214-nucleotide messenger RNA. RefSeq names its product RAB6A-GEF complex partner protein 2. Bases 57 to 1214 code for a protein of 385 amino acids. Gene Ontology annotation, cellular component: Golgi membrane; Ric1-Rgp1 guanyl-nucleotide exchange factor complex. The transcript is spliced from 6 exons. Gene Ontology annotation, biological process: retrograde transport, endosome to Golgi. Lineage: Eukaryota; Metazoa; Arthropoda; Insecta; Hymenoptera; Braconidae. The record is from RefSeq and is a predicted model, not a curated record.
UAUAUUUAGUAUUUACCUAUAAAAUAUUAAUUAAAUGUAUAUAAAUUGACAUAAAUAUGAUUGAAAUAACAGGAAAAUUAUCAAAAGGCUUGGUUUAUUUUACUGGUGAAGAUAUUGAGUGUCUUAUAACAUUUACAAAUCCACCAACUCCAUCUCAUCAAAAAUCACAAAGUCACAAUGAUUCAUUUGAAAAUUUGGCUUGGGCCAGUGCACAAGUACAUUGUCAAUGUUCAACCAAUAGUAAAAUAAUAAAUACAGAAAAAAAUAAAACAACAACAACAACACCACAACCAACAGCUGUUAAUGCCAGUACAACAACAUUUGCACCUUGGCAACAAGACAGUGGUCAUGCAGUUGUUAAUACAACUCCAAAAAUAUUAUUUUGUGAUUUGAGAUUAUCACCUGGAGAGAGUAAAACAUAUAUUUAUAGAGAAACAAUUCCUGCUGAUUCUCCACCAUCAUAUCGAGGACAAUCUGUUAAAUAUUCAUAUAAAAUAACAAUUGGCACACAGAGAGUCAAUACACCAAUUAAAUUACUUCGUGUACCAUUUAGAGUUCUUUCAUUGAGUGAAUUACCCGAAGUAGCAAUAUGCAAUGACAGUGUUGAUUUGAGUCCAAAUAAUCCAUUUAUGGAAACUCAAGAAAGAGAAAAACCUCUAGACAUAGCUCUACAAACACUUCAAAAUGUAACUGCAAGACGCAGUCCAAAUUUUUAUAAUAUAACAAAUGGACGAGGACGUGUAGUACGUUUUUGUUUAUUUAAAAAUUCUUAUAAAUUGGGAGAAGAUAUUGUUGGAACAUUUGAUUUUUCAAAUGCAACAGUAUCAUGUGCCCAAGUAUCUGUAUCUUUACAAUCAGAAGAACAUAUUACAGAUGAAUUUAGACAAAGUAAAAUAUCAUCUCCAAAUUUAGUUAAUUACAAUAGGCAUCAUGAGGUUUGUCUUGGAUUGAAAUAUUCACAGCUUGUAUUACCAAUUCCUCUUCAUGUAACACCAGAUUUUACAACAGAUAUUGUUAUAUUAAAAUGGCGUUUACAUUUUGAAUUUGUAACAACACCAAAACUCAUUGAAAUGCCAAAUGAAACAACCCAACAAUGGCAAGGACCAUCGAGUCUUGAUGUUGAAACAAUGGUAUGGGAUUUACCACUUCAUAUUUAUCCAUCAAUUGCCACAACAAAUUACGUUCAACAAACAAAAUACAAUAUUGUUAUAUAA